AUGACUACCCCGCUCCACGUCGCUGCCGCGUUGGAUCACGCCGACGUCGUGGCCCUCAUCCUCAAGAAAAUACCUUCGUCUUCUGUCGACCUGAUGACCUGCACGCCAUGGCAACCCGCUCUUCCCUCGCCUGCUCCCUUACUCCACAUCAACAUGCUUGUCCGCCAUCAUGGCAUAGGCGGCUGGGAUAAACCGUCGACCACAGCUCUUCAUACCGCCAUUGCCAGUCGGGCAAGCGACAGAGUCAUUCUCGACAUUAUACGCGCCGGGGCAGCUUGGGAUCUACCCCUUGCCAACGCCCACGGCAUCACUGCGCUACAUCUUAUGGCUGCCCACGGCCGCAUCAGCCUGCUUCACUCAAUGUCUAGCCUUGGCAUCAAGGGCUUGGACUGGCCAGAUCACCAGGGUUUCCGCGCUCUCCACUAUGCCACUUGCUAUCCACCGGCAGGCACUGACACCGUCGCGGCUUCAGAACUUAUUGACGCCCUGGUGGGUGUUGGGGCUACUCUCGAGCCCUUGAAUGAUGAGGAGCAGAAUCAGACCUAUUUGACCAACCUGAUUACUGCGGCCUCGCGUCACAACGAAGGUCAAAGUGCGAGUUCGCUUGUUGAUGUGGACGGGACAUUGCCAGGCCGCCCGUGGCUUCCAACUGAUCUAAUGACGCCCAGCGGCGCAGUGAUCGACGUUGACGAAGAGCUUCUCCUCGAUGUCCAAAACAUGAUUUGCGCUGAGCCAGCCCGUCUCGCUCAGCUGGAGGGCAAGACGGCGCUGGCCGAAGCCUUGCAGAGCGCCUGCAACGCAGUCUGGACCGAAAGACCGGCGUGA
This is a messenger RNA of Colletotrichum karsti, 825 nucleotides long. RefSeq lists its product as uncharacterized. Gene Ontology annotation, molecular function: protein binding. NCBI's taxonomy places the organism in Eukaryota, Fungi, Ascomycota, Sordariomycetes, Glomerellales, Glomerellaceae. The coding region runs from base 1 to 825 and encodes 274 amino acids. The record is from RefSeq and is a predicted model, not a curated record. The transcript has a single exon.